UUUGCUGUGUAAAAAAGAAACUAUAAUGCGAAGGACGCGAGGACCUUUCAGAGAGAGAGGGGAGAGAGAAUCGGCUGUUGCAAGGGAAGACUAUUAAGUGGAUUCACUGUGCAAUCUGCAUUCAUUUGUAAACGCGUGGAGUUUGGUUAACAGUGAACCGCGUCGUGUAUGCCAUAGACAGGUUUAAUAUGUUGUAAAAAUGUCUGGAAACAGCAAUGCUCAAAAGUAUUAUAUUGACGAGAUAUUUACGGCCGCCGCUAAUGGCGAUGUCGAAGCAAUUACUAAAGGAUAUAACAUGCUGUCGAUAUCACCCGAUGUUACGGACAAAAUGGGAUGGACGCCACUUAUGUGUGCGGCGAGGAAUGGUCAUGUUAACGUCAUGGGAUUCCUAUUACAACAAGGGGCAGAUCCUAAACAUAUGAAUAAAAGUGGACAGACUGCUUUGGAUGUGGCUUCAUUUUGGAACCAGACAGGAUCUGUAAACUUUCUAAAUGGGUUCCUCAAACCAAACAAAUCUCCAGUAAUGGAAGUGGUUCAUUAUUUUGGCUUUUCGGCUCUGGAUCGGCAGUCGUAUCAGAGAUCUGACGAGAAUGAAAUGAAAAAAGCAAUGAGGAUGGAAAACGCAAAAUACGUUGUAUUUGCAGAUCUUCAGUUGCUUGUUUCAAAUGAUGCGGUUACUGGAAAAUCUCAAAAUGUUGUGUAUUUAACAUGGGGAGAGAUAGAAAAGUAUUUAUCUAUUGUUGAUCAUGAUUUAAUCUUCCUUGGAGUGGGAAACAUUGAUAAAGGGUUGUUGGUGAGAGAAACACAUCACGCACAACUGAAUGACAGCCCUUAUUUUGCAGUCAAUUUUAAAAAGAUGCCGUCAGACGAUGAGUUCUCUCCCGAAAAAUAUAAUGGUAGUUUUACAGACAAAGAUAAUCGCCGAUUAAUGAUGAUGCUGCAAAAAAAUGAAUCUGGAUUGGUUGCACAAGCUCGAUCUGUCCUUGCGUGGCAUGAAAGGUACAACUUUUGUCCAACUUGUGGAAAUGAAACUAUUAUGAAAGAUUUUGGAUAUAAGAGACUUUGCAUUUCUGAAAGUUGUACAACGCACAAAGGUGCCCACAAUACCUCAUUUCCAAGGACAGAUCCUGUGGUUAUUAUUCUUGUUGCCUCAAAAGAUGGAAGCAAGUGUCUGCUUGGUAGACAGUCAAGAUUUCCACGCGGAAUGUAUUCCUGUAUAGCUGGUUUUAUGGAACCAGGCGAAAGUAUUGAAGAUGCAGCUCGCAGGGAAGUGUUUGAGGAAAGUGGGGUCAAGGUUGGACAAGUGGAGUAUCAUUCAUCGCAACCAUGGCCUUUCCCUUCCAAUAUAAUGAUUGGAUUAAUUGGAAGAGCUGUAUGUGAUGAUAUUAAUGUAGAUAAAGUGGAAUUGGAAGAUGCCAGGUGGUUUGACAAGCCAGAGGUGGCAAAGGCAAUAUUAGAAGGCUUCGGUCGAAAAGAGGGUUUGGUUGUACCACCACACACAGCAAUAGCUCACCACUUAAUUAAAACAUGGGUGCAAAGAAACUCCAAUUCUAACUUAUAAUUAGAUUUGUCUAUGAAUCUUUAUUUUAUUACUACUGUUUCACUAUGCAUAAUAUAAUUCUGAAAUAUAUUAAUUGUAAUUACGAUCGCGUGUAAUUUGUUGGGAGCAUACCUAAGGAAUAAAAGCUAAGAAAAUAAUCCCAA
Ciona intestinalis (vase tunicate) is the source of this 1704-nucleotide messenger RNA. Lineage: Eukaryota; Metazoa; Chordata; Ascidiacea; Phlebobranchia; Cionidae. The record is from RefSeq and is a predicted model, not a curated record.